CUCCAUUUCACCUGAAGAAUUUUCACCCAACCAGAACAAUUGCCGAAAAAUAUGAAAAACCAAAAUCUACGCUGCAUCGUGACCAAUUGUUAUGAGAGUGGUAAACAGGAUAGAAGCGCCAUGUUCAAAUUCCCUAUAAAUCCGGUUAUUAGGCAAAAGUGGUUGGAGAACAUUGGGGUUUUGAAAGACAUCAAUUUGCAUAAUAGUCGGGUUUGUAGGCGUCACUUUGAGCCGCAGUGUUUCGGCAAGGCCAAGGUGUUUUCAUGGGCAGUUCCUACGCUUUUUUUGGGUGAAAACCAGUUAUUACACUCUGUCAGUAAACCGGAAAAGAACCCCAUCACCCGCAAAUGCUGCAUCAGGAACUGCCCUUCUCGAUCUGAUGGCCAGAGACUGCACUUCUUUCCCGCGGAUCCCGAGCUGCGCCAGGAGUGGAUGGACAUAUGCCACCUAAAAGUGGACCUCAAGUGGCCCUUCAUUUGCGGCAGGCACUUCAGCAGGCACUUUCUGCCUAAGAUUAAUGGGAACCUUAAGAAGGACGCCAUUCCAGAGCUCCAUUUGGGUAUAGAAAGUGAAGAUCCCCUGGGAAAGUGCCUUAAAAAUAGGAGGCCAUCUUCCAAGAGGAUUAAAUUGUCAACCAAGAGCGACGAUUCGGGUAUAGAUGAGGAAAACUCCAAGGAUAGCAGUCCUAAUGAAUCCUGCUCCAGCUGCCUGGAUCUCCAACAACAACUAACAGCUGCCCUCCUUAAAAUUCAGCAGCUUGAGGAAAAACAGAAGGCUAAAGAGGAAAGCGACGACGAGGAGGAGCUAAUUUUCAUGCUGAUGAAGUAA
This is a messenger RNA of Drosophila takahashii, 828 nucleotides long. RefSeq lists its product as uncharacterized. NCBI's taxonomy places the organism in Eukaryota, Metazoa, Arthropoda, Insecta, Diptera, Drosophilidae. Gene Ontology annotation, molecular function: sequence-specific DNA binding. The record is from RefSeq and is a predicted model, not a curated record.